AAUCGCGAGAGAAAUAAAAAGGUUUUGAUAGAAAAUUUGGUUUCGAAGGAGUGCCAGGGCAGACGAGGUGUUCGAGAGUUCGAGGUGCCAUCGUCUUCAACAGUUCGAGUCGCCAGAGCAUCUUCUUCGAAAGUUCGUCUUGGACCUAGGGUUCGAAGCGAACCAGGAGUAGACGCUGGUGUUCGAGAGUUCGAGGCACCCGAUCAUCGCCUUUGAAGGUUCGAUUUCGACCUAGAGUUCGAAGCGAAGCAGCGCAGACGUUGGUGUUUUUAGAGUUUGAGGCAGUCGAGCAUCGUCUUCUACCGGUUUGACCUAGAGUUCGAAGGAGCAGGCUUUUCCUUCGACCUCUGCAUCGAACUCGAAGGAGCGGCUUUUCUGAGGUGUGCGGUAUUUAAUCUAUUGAAGUGGGUUACUGCUUUCGAAGAUGAGUAAUCGUGUGAGAUGGAACGAGGCAAACUUGCAUGAGAUUGAAUCAAAUAAACCUGUGAGGCAGAAAAUCACUGAGCCCAAGACACCAUACCACCCCAUGAUUGAUGAAGAUGGUUCUUCAUCACCAAGAUGUGCUUUUGAUGAUUGUAUUGAUGGUUCUGUUGAUGCUGAGGAUGUUGCAAAUGCUUUGACUAAUGUGGCUUCAUCGAGUAAUACAAUUUCUAGGAAUGAAGGCUGGACUUCAUCAGAAGAAGAAUGUGAUGCCAUGGAAGAAGAUGAAGAUCCUGAAGCUCAAAGAGGAAACUUAAGCUUCAAGGAGCACCGCCGUGUUCACUACGACGAGUUCCGGAAAGUCAAGGAGCUUCUGAGAUCAGGCUCUCUUCUUAUCGAAGACGAAGAAGAAGGUGGAGGAAAGCAGUGUCAAGAAAAAACUUCCCCAGAGCCUGGGAAAGGAAGAGUUCUACCAUGAUUGAUCUUGUGACAACUUAGCACCACCAAGUUUCAGCUCCUCAUAACUCUCCUGUUUCUAUUAUUAUGCCUUCUCACAAACAGCUACAUGCGUGAGAAGCUUAACUGAGCUUCAAUGAAGCUGUCUGUCUUCUUUUAUUUCUCUUUCCAUUUCAGACUUAGGUCGCAUAAUAUUUCUCUCCUUUUGAUGCUACUGCAUCCAGGCUGUGUUCUAAGGGACCGUUUGGUUGUUUGAAAUUAAAAUAUACAAUAAUUUGCAGAAUAAUGAAUUUUUUGGGCUUGUAUUUAUUUUUAUUUUAUCCAUAUUUUUUGAAUAUUUUUAAAUG
Phalaenopsis equestris is the source of this 1223-nucleotide messenger RNA. RefSeq names its product protein phosphatase inhibitor 2. The coding region runs from base 425 to 898 and encodes 157 amino acids. The record is from RefSeq and is a predicted model, not a curated record. Lineage: Eukaryota; Viridiplantae; Streptophyta; Magnoliopsida; Asparagales; Orchidaceae. Gene Ontology annotation, molecular function: protein phosphatase inhibitor activity. Gene Ontology annotation, biological process: regulation of signal transduction. The transcript has 5 exons.